Quercus lobata is the source of this 1360-nucleotide messenger RNA. RefSeq lists its product as uncharacterized. Bases 94 to 1278 code for a protein of 394 amino acids. The transcript is spliced from 7 exons. The record is from RefSeq and is a predicted model, not a curated record. NCBI's taxonomy places the organism in Eukaryota, Viridiplantae, Streptophyta, Magnoliopsida, Fagales, Fagaceae.
UUGAAUCUUACUACUGUGACUCUGUAGACAGGAGGAAAUUGUAUCCCGAAGAUUUUUUUCAACCAUAGAGAGUUUUUCAACCUUCCUUUCUCUAUGGCUAACAUUGUUAACAAUAAACUAGAAUGUUUAAUGCUUUUCUUGCUAACUUUUUCUUACGUGCUAAGUGACAGAUUUGUUGAUGGAAGAAGGAUAGGAACUACCAAAUUGGUUAAGCCCAAAGGAACAAUCAAAACCAUUGAGGGGAAGGAUGGUGAGAUAAUUGACUGCGUCCAUUUAUAUCAACAACCUGCUUUUGAUCAUCCACUUCUAAAAAAUCACACCAUACAGAUGGAACCUAGUUCAAUUCCAAGUGAUCUAAAAGCGAAUUCCUCACCAGUUAAGCUAAUUCAAGGUUGGCAUAAAUGUGGACAAUGCCCCGAGGCAACAAUCCCCAUUUUACGAGUACCAAAAAAUCAACACCUUCCUGCUUUGCGUCAUCUCAAACGUAGUCGAACACAGCUUAAGCAAAGCUUGGAUAGCGAUGAUGGUGAUAAUCUGAGUGAUCAUGAGUAUGCCGUAGCAUAUUUUGGAGGAGGAGGGAAUUUUUUAGGAUCGCAUGCAACAAUAAACGUAUGGAAACCAACUGUAGAGGGUAGUGGAGAAAUGAGCAUUGGUCAAAUAUGGCUUGUAAAUGGUCCAGAGCAAGAAAUAAACACUUUGGAAGCUGGAUGGAGAGUUGAUUCUGACCAAAAAUCAAAGUUCUUCAUAUAUUGGACUAGCGAUAACUACCAAAAAACGGGUUGCGAAAAUCUUGAUUGUCCUGGUUUUGUGCAAACAAACAAGAACUUUGCCAUUGGAUCUGCUUUAGAUUUUUCCGUCUACGGCUCGAAGCAAGUCGACAUAGGGGUAGCCAUAUACAAGAGCAAAGACAGUUGGUGGCUCAAAGUGAAUGAUCAGGAGAUAGGAUACUGGCCUAUAUCCAUCUACAAAUAUUUAAAGAAUGGUGCUGCUCGACUUGAUUACGGUGGAGAGAUUUACAACGCAAAAGCAGGAGGCCGUCACACAAAAACUCAAAUGGGAAGUGGCCAUUUUCCAAGUGAAGGCUAUGGAAAAGCAGGUUAUUUUCGACAUAUUCAAUACAUGGAUUCAACAGGCAGUUAUAAAGAUGUUGAGCCGGGGAAGCUGGGUAAAGAUGCGGCGAAACCUUCCUGCUAUGAUAUACAGAUACAAAGUGAUAAGAGCAGUGGAACCAAUUUUUAUUUCGGGGGUCCUGGCUAUUCUGCAGAUAAAUGUCCAUGAUAGCAAGGGAGAAAAAACAAAAUCUUAUUAUAGAAAUAAAUAAGACACAUAUUUGAGAUAUAAAAAUGUCAAUUUUCUUAAA